This is a messenger RNA of Carassius carassius (crucian carp), 1354 nucleotides long. RefSeq names its product cold shock domain-containing protein C2-like. Gene Ontology annotation, cellular component: cytoplasm. Gene Ontology annotation, molecular function: mRNA 3'-UTR binding. Gene Ontology annotation, biological process: regulation of mRNA stability. The record is from RefSeq and is a predicted model, not a curated record. Bases 327 to 788 code for a protein of 153 amino acids. The transcript is spliced from 4 exons. NCBI's taxonomy places the organism in Eukaryota, Metazoa, Chordata, Actinopteri, Cypriniformes, Cyprinidae.
GGUGUCGCAUACUGGGGACUACGUUUGUCAACAACCUGCAUUGUUGAGCGGGUUGAUAACAUGACAAUAAAACACAGUCCUCACAGUUUAAUCACAGUCAUUGUCGAUUAGGCUGACAUGGAGUCUGCAGUACACAGAUGCUUGGUCUUUCUUAGAAACCCUUGGCGCAUUGGAAAACAAUGAAAGGGAAACGGUAUGAAGGGGAAAACAGUCGCCCCAAGUAAUAAGAUCUGAUGUGGUCCUGAUGCAGCUGGAGUGCAGAGAGAACAACACAACACGUACAGCAGAUCAAAGGCCUCAUCUCAUCUCCAGUGAACUUCACGCCAAUGGCUGAUUCAGACAGCACGUCUACAUCUGAUCGAAAGCCGCACUGCCCACAUAAACCUGUCUCACUUUCAUUGCCUUUCCUGAGAGAGGGCAGUAAUGUCUUGGAGAGGAAACCGCCCCAAACAGGGGAACCUCUUAGUCCACUGCCAACCAAACGCACACGCACCUAUUCAGCGUCCGUAAGAGCCAAAUCUGGACCCGUCUUCAAGGGCAUUUGCAAGAACUUCUCAAGGUCACAAGGUCAUGGAUUCAUUCGCCCCUCCCAUGGAGGAGAAGACAUAUUUGUUCACAUCUCAGACAUUGAGGGUGAAUAUGUGCCAAUGGAGGGGGAUGAGGUGACCUACAAAGUGUGUCCUGUUCCUCCCAAGAACAUAAAGUUCCAAGCCGUUGAGGUGGUCAUCACCAACCUGUCUUCCGGAAGGAAGCACGAGACCUGGUCUGGGCAAGUUAUCAGCUCCUAGCUCACGCGUUCAGAGCCCAACAGAAGAAUAAAGGCAGAGAGGGAGAGAUAAAAGUAAGGGUUUAACUCGAGGUCCUUGUGCUGGUGUAAAAUGGUGUUGUGUGUAAGUAGGAUAGGGAUGGAAUAGCAAUUAGGGUUAUGCAACUGUUGUUUUCUCCGGCCUGGCAAAUAAGCAACAGGAAGUCAGUGAGAAGUCUGUUUGGAAAAUGUUUUGGGAUGCAAGUCAGAUGAGCUUUAACAUAGCAUUGGCAGAACAUAACAUAACUGUGAAAUAAAAAGCAGCAGUGUUGCCCUAUUGUCAUUUUUAUGUAAUUAAUAAUGUAUUUAUUUUCAUUUUAUGGACAGAGACAUUUGAGUUCAUUGUGAUGUGUGUGUUCAAGUCAUUUAUGUAAAACUGAUUUCCUAAAAUCAAUUAAUGCACAUCAGUGGAAACUUCCAUUUCUUUAAUUGUGAUUCACAGGACUGAUAUUAGUUUUCUGUAAGAAAGCUACAAAUCCCAAAAUCACAGUAGUCAAUUUUGUCAAGAACAAUGCUUCCUAUGAUAAUUCUAAUAAAACUGAAAUAACA